CAACUUCAAUAAUAACCCCUUGGAUUCCUCGUCCUAUAUAUCCGUCGCCUCGCCCCCCUGCAGAUCGACCUCCAACCACCCUCACCAACAACCCGCGGGUAUAUGCGCUCAUCUUCUCAUACGUACCACCCCGGCGAUCUUGUGCGGCGGCCGGCCAUGGAGGAGUUCGACGAAGCCGACGUCCUGUGGCCGGACCACCCCGGCGACGCAGAUCGUGCCGGCGACCGCCACCAGCAGCAGCGUGGGUCAUCCGCGAUCAAGCCGCCCGGCCAGACCGACGCGGCGCGUCGUCCGGCGUGCUCCUCGUCGGCCCCGAUGGGCAUCCCCGUGAUGAUAAGGCCCGCGGCCACCAUGUACCAGGGCUCGUGGGCGCGGAGGUACCACAGCGACGACGGGACGGCGUCGACGUUCGUGGCGCCGCACGAGAUGGUGGCCCGGCGGCGGUGCGCGUCGGAGGAGGAGAGGUCGGUGUGCGUGGGGCAGGGGCGCACGCUCAAGGGCCGCGACCUCCGCUCCGUCCGCACCGCCGUGCUCCGCAUGACCGGCUUCCUCGAGACCUGACGUGAUUCCGUCGCAAUUUACCAGUAAAAUUCAUUUCGUAGCAACCACCCAAGCAGUUUUGCGUGCCAAUUAAUAGUACUAGCCAGCCCAUUUCCGCAGGUCGCCAAAAAUAAAAACGAAAUGGAAUCGAAUCGCCCGCUUGCAUGCAUGUAUGGAGAGGAUGACUUUUGCCAAUAUAUAUGAACAUUGAAGCUCCAAACUCCAAA
Hordeum vulgare subsp. vulgare (domesticated barley) is the source of this 767-nucleotide messenger RNA. RefSeq lists its product as uncharacterized. The transcript has a single exon. The record is from RefSeq and is a predicted model, not a curated record. Lineage: Eukaryota; Viridiplantae; Streptophyta; Magnoliopsida; Poales; Poaceae. The coding region runs from base 103 to 561 and encodes 152 amino acids.